This is a messenger RNA of Spodoptera littoralis (African cotton leafworm), 1062 nucleotides long. The record is from the annotation of a GenBank genome assembly. Lineage: Eukaryota; Metazoa; Arthropoda; Insecta; Lepidoptera; Noctuidae.
AUGUCGAUGCCACAUAGCAGCUCAAGCACGACAAGUUCUAGUACAAAACGCAAGGAGAUAUACAAAUACCAGGCACCAUGGCCGCUGUACUCAAUGAACUGGUCUGUACGACCUGACAAACGGUUCCGUCUCGCACUUGGUAGCUUUGUUGAAGAAUAUAAUAACAAGGUACAAAUAAUAUCUCUAGAUGAGGAGACGAGUGAGUUUAGUGCCAAGAGCACAUUCGACCACCCAUACCCCACCACUAAGAUCAUGUGGAUCCCAGACAGCAAGGGAGUCUACCCUGACCUACUGGCGACCAGUGGUGAUUACCUUCGCAUCUGGCGUGCUGGGGAACCAUACACUCUCUUCGAAUGUGUACUGAACAACAAUAAGAACUCAGAUUUCUGUGCCCCGCUCACAUCGUUUGACUGGAAUGAAGUGGACCCUAACCUCAUUGGCACCAGUAGCAUUGAUACAACUUGCACUAUAUGGGGACUGGAGACUGGACAGGUGCUCGGCAGGGUCAACGAGGUGUCUGGCCAUGUGAAGACACAACUAAUUGCACAUGAUAAGGAGGUGUACGACAUCGCCUUCAGUCGCGCGGGCGGUGGACGCGACAUGUUCGCGUCGGUGGGAGCUGACGGCUCUGUACGGAUGUUCGACCUGAGACAUCUCGAACACUCCACUAUAAUUUAUGAGGACCCCCAACACACGCCCCUGCUCCGGCUGGCGUGGAACAAGCAGGACCCGAACUACCUCGCCACGGUGGCCAUGGACGCCUGCGAGGUCAUCAUACUCGACGUCCGCGUCCCCUGCACGCCCGUCGCCAGGCUCAACAACCACCGCGCCUGCGUCAACGGCAUCGCCUGGGCGCCGCAUAGUUCAUGCCACAUCUGCACCGCGGGCGACGACCACCAGGCGUUAAUAUGGGACAUCCAGCAGAUGCCGCGCGCCAUCGAGGACCCCAUCCUGGCAUACACGGCCGCCGAGGGGGAGGUCAACCAGAUACAGUGGGGCGCCACGCAGCCUGACUGGAUCGCCAUCUGCUACAACAGACAUACUGAGAUACUGCGCGUUUAA